UCUCCCCGCGAAGCAAUGGCGGCUUCCUCGUCUCCCUCCUCCGAUCCCUCACCCUCCUCCUCCUCCGAUUCCCCAUCGACCGAGCCCUCAUCAUCAUCAUCUUCCUCGCCUCAUCGAGAUCGCCGUCACCGUCGACGUCACAAGGACGGCAGCAGAACCAAGGAAUCCCUCAAGAUCCGCAGCAGGAAGGAAGACCGAUCUCGAUCGAAGCGGAAGAGAAGGCGCCGAUCCCCUCAAGAUUCACCCUCCUCCUCCUCCUCAUCCUCCUCUGAUGGUUACAGUUCCGGGAGCUCGUCCGGCGGCGAGCGCGAGGAAUCUAGUCGUCUGAAGAGGCACAAACAUAAUGGAAAACUGAAAAAGGACAAGGACAGGAGAUCCCGAAAGCAUAAACGUAACAAGCAUAAACAUAGAGAAGAGAAGCUGAAGGCUGAGAGGGGCAGUAGUCCUGUACAGCUCUCUAAGUUCCUCGGGCGGGACAAAGAGGAUAACGUUCGCUUCAGUGCUGUUUCUGGUAAAAAGAUCCAAUUGAAAGUUGAUAAAUCAAAGCAAGACAAGUUGGCUGAAAACAACCGCAAUGAAUUGCUGAAGUUUCUGAAUGCUAGUUAUGAUUGAUUAGCAAAGAUGGCGGCUCCAAAUUGAACAAGAAUCCGAAGUGUGUUUCUCAAGUUCUUCCCUCGGAAGAUUUAAGUGAGCUCUGCCAUUAGUCAAUACUUUACUUUUGUACUGUAUAAUUCCCUCUUAACUUUCUCUUUUGCUUUAUUUUGUUUACUAUUUGGUGUUUUUUUUCUUCCUCUGUUGCUUGAGUGUUUUAUGGGAAUAUUAUUUAGGUGUUUGAUUGGAUUACUGGUUAUGACGUUGGAAAGGAAUUUGAAACACUUUUGUUGACAGGACAAUCACUUCUCAACCAGUUUUUAUAGGAAAUUUCCAUCGCAUCAUUGUUA
Asparagus officinalis (garden asparagus) is the source of this 941-nucleotide messenger RNA. Its product is annotated as protein FAM133. The transcript is spliced from 6 exons. The record is from RefSeq and is a predicted model, not a curated record. Lineage: Eukaryota; Viridiplantae; Streptophyta; Magnoliopsida; Asparagales; Asparagaceae. The coding region runs from base 16 to 612 and encodes 198 amino acids.